This is a messenger RNA of Cannabis sativa, 582 nucleotides long. RefSeq lists its product as uncharacterized. The record is from RefSeq and is a predicted model, not a curated record. The transcript is spliced from 2 exons. The coding region runs from base 1 to 582 and encodes 193 amino acids. Gene Ontology annotation, molecular function: nucleic acid binding; RNA-DNA hybrid ribonuclease activity. NCBI's taxonomy places the organism in Eukaryota, Viridiplantae, Streptophyta, Magnoliopsida, Rosales, Cannabaceae.
AUGCCGAAAGCCCCUGAUUUUUUGUUUUACUUAUGGGGCAAUCUCACAAAGGGAGAAAUGAUACACUUCAUAGGUCUGUCUUGGCUCAUAUGGCAGCGUAGGAACAAACUCCUUUUUCAGCAUAAAGCUCAAGAGAUUCAUAUUUGGGUGAGGUGGGCUCAUGAGCAAUUGGACGAGUUCUUAGGGGAGGUUCAGAGUUCUCGGCAAGACAUGACAGCGAAAGUCAAACAGAAAUGGCAUCCUCCUCCUCCAGAUUAUGUGAUCAUUAACACAUAUGCAUCUAUAAUUCAAGAUAAAAUGGGCUCUGAUUUAAGUAUUCUUUUUGUCAAUUUGGCGGAGGCUGCUGCCAUUCGUUUGGGAGUUCUUUUAGCCCACAGAUUGUCUGUUCCGAAGGCUAUUGUUUCAACAGAUUGUUUGGGAGUUGUUAAUGGUCUGAAAUCAGUCUCUCCUCCUUUCUCGGAUUGGGGCAUGUUGGGUAGAGAGAUUCUACCACUUCAGCAACAUUUUCUUUCUUUAAAGUUUACUUAUGUCCCUAGAGAUUGUAAUGCUGUAGCAAAUACUUUAGCAAUUGGAGCCGUAUGA